CUGAUGACUUUCCUCUCUUAUCCUUCACACAUUCGUGUAAUCUAUUUUGCCCACACAAUUAUUUCAUUGGCUUGCAUAACACCACCAAAGAUACAUCCAAUGUCUUAACUUACCACCUCAUAAAACACUCCUUACUUACCUCCUAAUCUAUACCCUCAUCUUAGUCUUCCCCAAGCAUACACCUUCAAUACCAAUAUUAUUUUGAAUUACCCAAAAGCCAAUUGUAAUGGCUUCAGAAUCAAACACAAAACUGUUAGAAGAACUAGAAGUACUCAGCAGUUCUCUUUACCAGUCUCACAUUUCUGCAACCAGAAGAACUGCGUCACUCGCCCUCCCUCGGUCUUCUGCUCCUCCCAUUCCUACAGCCGAUGAAGCAGACACAGCUACGAUUGAUGACACCAGGCCCAAGAGCAAAGCCAGGCGAAUGUCCCUGUCUCCCUGGCGUUCUCGGACUAAGGACGAUGAUGUUCAAAAUCAGCAGAAGAAAGAUAAAGAGAGAGAAGUUGAGCUUUUUGAUCAGGAUGAUACUCCAUCCAAAGACAAAAAGGGAAUCUGGAAAUGGAAGCCAAUGCGAGCUCUGUCGCAUAUUGGAAUGCAGAAACUGAGCUGCCUCUUUUCUGUAGAAGUGGUUGCAGCUCAGGGUCUGCCGACAUCAAUGAAUGGGCUUAGGCUCUCAGUUUGUGUCAGGAAGAAGGAAACUAAAGACGGGGCGGUCAAUACAAUGCCAUCAAGGGUCUCCCAAGGAGCAGCUGAUUUCGAGGAGACCUUAUUCAUUAGAUGCCAUGUUUAUUGCUCACAAGCCAGUGAUAAGCAACAGAUGAAAUUUGAACCACGACCCUUUCUGAUUUACCUUUUUUCUCUUGAUGCGUCAGAACUCGACUUUGGAAGAAGCUCGGUGGAUUUGAGCCGCCUUAUUCAGAAAUCGCUCGAGAAGAAUGCUGAGGGUACCAGAAUACGACAGUGGGACACAAGUUUUGACCUCUCAGGAAAGGCAAAGGGCGGACAACUUCUUCUGAAAUUAGCGUUCCAGGUGAUGGAGAAAGAUGGAGCUGGAGGAUUGUUCACUCAGUUUGACAGAUUAAAGUCAGGAAAAGAAAAGGCAUCACCUUCUACAUUUGGACGGAAACAGUCCAAAUCAUCAUUCAGCAUACCCAGUCCCAAGCUUUCGAGUAGCGCAGAAGUUUGGACUCCAUCUCAACCAGGAACCACCGCAGAUAUUCAAGGUAUUGAGCACCUGAACCUUGAUGAGCCUGCACCUGUAGUAGAACCUCAGAAGCCGAAAGUAGAAGAAGAUUCAACAGUAGAGGAUAUUGAUCUUCCAGAUUUUGAAGUGGUGGACAAAGGUGUAGAGAUGCAGGAUACCGAAGAAACCAAAGAUGAGGAUGUAACUGAAAAAGCUGAAGAUGGGUCAUCAACAAGUGAGGUAGUGAAAGAAGUGGUACAUGAUCAUGUCCACCUGAACAGAUUAACAGAGUUGGACUCCAUAGCUCAACAGAUAAAAGCACUUGAAUCAAUGAUGAUUGAAGAAAAAAUGGAGCAAACAAAUGAAGAAACGGAAGCAGAGAAGCUUGAUGCUGAUGAAGAAACUGUGACAAUGGAAUUCCUUCAGAUGCUUGAAGACGAGGAAGCAGGUUACUUUGACGAAUUUCAAUUUAAGAUGCCCGCUUUCACUCUGGACGAAACUGAGGAUACUGCAGAUGCUGAGUCGAGAGCUUUUCUACCAGACCUUGGCAAGGGUUUGGGGUCUGUAGUUCAGACAAGAAAUGGAGGGUAUUUAGCUGCUACAAAUCCUUUAAGCAUAGAGGUAUCAAAGACAGACACUCCAAAGCUUGCAAUGCAGAUAUCUAAACCUUUUGUUCUUACUUUGGACAAAUCCAUCAAUGGGUUUGAGCUAUUUCAAAGGAUGGCUGCUAUUGGGGUUGAACAAUUUUGCUCAGAAGUUCUGUCUUUGAUGCCCAUAGAAGAGCUGAUGGGGAAAACUGCUGAACAAGUAGCUUUUGAAGGCAUUGCAUCAACAAUCAUCAGUGGGAGAAAGAAGGAAGGCGCCAGUUCAAGUGCUGCUCGUACCCUUGCUACCAUUAAAAAAAUUGCAAAUGCCAUGGGCACAGGCAGGAAAGAACGAAUUACCACAGGGCUUUGGAAUGUUAACGAAGAUCCAAUAACAGCAGAAGAAAUUCUGCCAUUCUCAAUGCAGAAGAUUGAAGCUAUGGCAAUCGAUGCACUGAAAAUACAAGCUAAUAUGGUCGAAGAAGAUGCUCCCUUUGAUGUCUCUCCACUUGGUGGGAAGGGCAGUCAAAAGGAACAAAAUAACCCACUUGCUUCAGCAAUCCCGCUUGAUGAGUGGAUAAAAAAUAAUGAGCAUAAAGAGUCAGAAACCAUCGCACUGGUGAUGUUGGUUCAGUUGCGUGACCCAUUGAGGAGAAAUGAAGCAGUUGGUGGGCCUGUUUUAGUACUGGUUCACGCUAAUCCUGCUGAGAUGAAACAAGACAAAGAUGAGUUAACAAAAUUUAAAGUUUCCAGUUUGCAUGUUGGGGGAAUGAAAGUUCAAACAGGGCAAAAGAGAAAUAGUUGGGAUACUGAGAAGCAGAGAUUGACUGCUAUGCAGUGGCUCAUAGCACACAAUAUGGGUAGGGCAGCGAAAAUUGGAAAAUCUCCAAGCUCAAAGGGCCAGGAUUUAUUAUGGAGUAUUUCCUCAAGAAUAGUUGCAGAUAUGUGGCUCAAGUCUAUAAGAAACCCAGACGUGAAGUUUUUCAAGUAAAUGGAGCAAUAUGUAUUUUUUGAUGUACCUACUUGUUCUGAAUAAAAUUAGAAUGCAGAAAUAAUAUUGCGAUUAGGGUUUGGAUUUUUAAUACUUAGUUUGUAUUAUUGCUUAAUGAUGAAUUACACCGAUAUUUAUACACAAA
This is a messenger RNA of Amaranthus tricolor (Joseph's coat), 2903 nucleotides long. Its product is annotated as protein PLASTID MOVEMENT IMPAIRED 1. The record is from RefSeq and is a predicted model, not a curated record. NCBI's taxonomy places the organism in Eukaryota, Viridiplantae, Streptophyta, Magnoliopsida, Caryophyllales, Amaranthaceae. The transcript has a single exon. Bases 227 to 2758 code for a protein of 843 amino acids.